Messenger RNA from Neoarius graeffei (lesser salmon catfish), 1341 nucleotides. RefSeq names its product one cut homeobox 3b (gene onecut3b). Gene Ontology annotation, molecular function: DNA-binding transcription factor activity, RNA polymerase II-specific; RNA polymerase II cis-regulatory region sequence-specific DNA binding. The transcript has 2 exons. Gene Ontology annotation, cellular component: nucleus. The record is from RefSeq and is a predicted model, not a curated record. Gene Ontology annotation, biological process: regulation of transcription by RNA polymerase II. Bases 1 to 1341 code for a protein of 446 amino acids. NCBI's taxonomy places the organism in Eukaryota, Metazoa, Chordata, Actinopteri, Siluriformes, Ariidae.
AUGGAACUUACAAUGGAGAACAUCGGCAACAUGCAUGGCGUCUCGCACUCGCAAGCGGGAGAACUGAUGAACGCAUCGCACGGGAGACCGUCAUCAUCAGCGUCCCACCGGAACCUGGUGUCGCACGGGCGCUCGGCGAUGGUCUCCAGCAUGGCUUCUAUCCUGGAUGGCACCGCUGGAGAGUACCGGCCCGAACCAGCACUAUCGGGCCACCUGCACCCAGCCAUGAGCAUGUGUGAGUCGGGUAUGAGCCUGUCCAACACAUACACUACGCUCACCCCGCUCCAGCAUUUACCCCCGAUCUCGACCGUGUCGGACAAGUUUCACCACCCGCACCCGCACGCGCACCACCAUGCCGCGCACCAGCGCCUCGCCACGGGCAACGUGAGCGGCAGCUUCACGCUCAUGCGAGAUGACCGCGGCCUGGCUUCCGUCAGCAACCUGUACGGACAUUAUCCUAAAGACAUGUCUGCCAUGGCGCCGCCCUUGUCGCCGCUGUCCAACGGACUCGGUUCUCUGCACAACUCUCAGCAGGCUCUGUCCGCAUACGGGCCAAGCGCGCACCUCGCCAACGACAAGAUGCUCUCCGGCGGCUUCGACUCUCAUGCAGCGAUGCUCUCGCGCAGCGAGGAGCACAUAGCCCGCAGUCUGGGGGGCCACGGACACGGCAUGAUCUCCAACCUGAACGGCAUGCACCCCCACGGACACCUGCACUCGCAGGCCAACGGGUCCAUGCUGGCCGAGCGCGAGAGGCACGCGGCUGCAGGCGGGCAUGGGGUCGGUGGGAGCAGUGGUGGCUCUGGCCAAGUGGAAGAGAUCAACACGAAAGAAGUGGCUCAGCGCAUCACGGCCGAGCUGAAGCGCUACAGCAUCCCACAGGCCAUUUUCGCGCAGAGGAUCUUGUGCCGCUCGCAGGGCACCCUGUCGGACCUGCUGCGCAACCCGAAGCCCUGGAGUAAGCUGAAGUCCGGUCGCGAGACCUUCCGGAGGAUGUGGAAGUGGUUACAAGAGCCCGAGUUUCAGAGGAUGUCCGCGCUCAGGUUGGCCGCCUGCAAAAGGAAGGAACAGGAGCAGCACAAAGACCGCAACCUGGCGCCCAAGAAGCAGCGGCUGGUCUUCACCGACCUGCAGCGGCGCACGCUCAUCGCCAUCUUCAAAGAGAACAAGCGGCCCAGCAAAGAGAUGCAGAUCACCAUUUCGCAACAACUUGGACUGGAGCUCUCAACCGUGAGCAACUUCUUCAUGAACGCACGCCGCCGCUGCGUCGACCGCUGGCACGAAGAACCCAGCACCAGCCCUGGGCAGCCUGGCACCUCAGCCACCACCUUCUCCAAGGCUUGA